CUACCAUCGAUAGGUUAUUGCCAAAUACCUGGAACCGUACUGAAAUAAAAAGAAGAGGACAAAAAAAUCAAAUGUUUUAAACUUGCUCGUGAGAAAGAUCUUGGACAUUGGAAGAUUAUCAUUAAGAACGUGGCUCCUCAAAAUGGUGCGCUACUUAUAUGUCCGAUAUAAUAAAGGCCAGACUUCGAAAAGUUUGGCCAUGGACUCUAAGAAAACCAUCUACUUGUUCAUCAGAUUCAUCGAUGGUGUUUGGUGAUGUUCCCCCUUUACCUACAUGUACAGAAUCCUAUGCAUUUCAAGUGGCUGGUCAUUCUCGUGAGAAUGCUAGUAGUUUUGAAAUACUUCGAGAUAAAUCCAAACCAAUUAUUUACAAGUCAUUACAAGAUCGUGAAAGAGGUAUGCGUGAAGUGAUGUUUUACCAGCGUGUAUUUUCACCGGAUGCUUCGGAAGCAUUGAAACGUGUUCGUCAAUUUAUUCCAACUUAUUAUGGAGUUUAUCAAUGUCCAGGAACGAAAGCCUACUACAUGGGUUUAUCUGAUCUGGUGGCUGAUUUCAAACAACCAAAUAUAUGCGAUUUCAAAAUGGGUACAGUCACUUACUUUCCAGGUACACCACAAGAGAAAAUCUCUCGUGAACAACUUAAAUAUGUAUGGCGUCGUAAAUUAGGAUUUGUGUUAUCUGGUAUGCAGAUUUCUGAUACAACAAAUCAUUGUUUAAUUAAAUUGCCUAAAAAAUUUGGACGAACUUUAACUCCAGAACAAGUUUAUUCUAUUGAAGAUCAAAAAAUGUGAGAGGACGUAGCUGGCACGUUAAAAAAUAUAAGGACGGCGAACAGCUCAGAGAUAUUCUUCUAUUCACGGAAAGUUUCUUUGCGAUUAUAAUAUGCACAAAUUACUCUCAUACCACAGUAAUGUUUCUUAUAGGACUUUGUAAAAUCUGAAAGCACCACAAUCUUUACUGCCCUUGCAUGUUUCGAAGUGGAUGCGUUCGAGUGGCUGACGAUCUUUCAACAGUAAGUAGUCCAGAUAGCUUUCAACCCAUUUUAAGUUUCGCUUUUCUUUAUGGUUGAUUUUUGUUUCUUGAACUAAACAUUUUAUUCUGUAUUGUCUUUUAUGAGGUAUUGGAAGUGUUGAUGUCUCUCCUUAUGAGUAGCUGUUCGAAAUUAUUUCUUAUAAGUUGUAGGACGUGAUGUUUACCAUCACGUUUAAGAGUAUGAAAUAUUCCCUGUUUCUCACUGUUACAGAGUGGCUUUCAUAACAUCUGUUUUGACACUGAACUUCGAACUUCAGUUAAGUCACAUAUUCAUUGUGAUAAGUGAACGAUAAGUUAGCUUGAACAUGAGAAUGGAGGUAUUGAUGUGCCUCCCUAGAUGGCGAGAGAACUACCACCACUGCUCUUUGCAGUUUACUCGAGCUUCAUUCGGACCACCCCAAAACAGUUUGGAUACCUCAUGAACAACCACGGUGGUCGGUUCUUCAGUACUUGCUUAGAGUUUUUGGAGUCUAAUCUUAACCUCUGAGUACUAUUUAAUUGUUGUUUAAAAAAAGUUAGUAGAGUUUGUAUUGAUAUUUCUUCUGCUUAGCGGGGUAACUUAUAGUAGUAAACUGUAGUUUGAUAGGCUCUCGUCUGGUUUCUCCUCCUCCUAGGUGAUUAUUUUCUAGUUGUUUUGUAGAAAUAAUCUGUUCCAUCCAUAUUUUAGUCAUUUCCCCUCCACUAUCCUGUACUAAACAAUUUUCAAGUUCAGAACUUCCCGGAAAAUUGGUUAAUAUUUUACAAUCUUUACAAAACUGUAG
Schistosoma turkestanicum is the source of this 1793-nucleotide messenger RNA. The record is from the annotation of a GenBank genome assembly. NCBI's taxonomy places the organism in Eukaryota, Metazoa, Platyhelminthes, Trematoda, Strigeidida, Schistosomatidae.